This is a messenger RNA of Wyeomyia smithii (pitcher-plant mosquito), 841 nucleotides long. Its product is annotated as astacin-like metalloprotease toxin 2. NCBI's taxonomy places the organism in Eukaryota, Metazoa, Arthropoda, Insecta, Diptera, Culicidae. The record is from RefSeq and is a predicted model, not a curated record. Gene Ontology annotation, biological process: proteolysis. Gene Ontology annotation, molecular function: metalloendopeptidase activity; zinc ion binding. The transcript is spliced from 4 exons. Bases 121 to 840 code for a protein of 239 amino acids.
GAACAGACCGACCCUCGGACCGGACAAGUUUUGGAUCUGUAUUCGGUCGUGUAAUUGUCACUCGGUUGAUAAACGGAACUUUCUUGUCGAGAACAGAAAUGAAAAGUUUUUUGCCCCGGAAUGCGCCCGCUUGUUGCAGCUUUGAUUGCUUUCCAGUUUUGUGCUGUGAAUGAAAAUGAGUCAACCGGAGGAACAACCGGACAGUUUAAAUCGAAAAAGUAUGGCAAUGUUAUACGCAACUUUCUUCCAACUGAGUACCGAUGGCCAAACGCAACUGUUUACUAUCAUUUUGAAGGAAGUUUUUCGCAAGAACAGAAACGUGCUAUCAAGCAGGCUAUGAAUAUUAUUUCGUCUGUUUCAUGCGUGCAAUUUUUAGUGAAAUCUGAGAAUCAGUCUGAUUAUGUUGAAAUCACCUCGGAAUCAAGCGGUUGUUGGUCCGAUACUGGCCAUAAAUCCCAUAAAACGCAACUAAAUUUCGGCCCCGAAUGUUUCUCACUCGGAACAAUCCUACACGAGCUGAUGCACACACUAGGAUUCCUGCAUCAGCAUACCCGUCCGGACCGCGAUCUUUACAUUGAUGUGCUAUACGAGAACGUGCUUCCUCGACCGGAAUUUCUGUUCAACUACGAAAUCAUCCAUCCCUGGAACAAAUUUUUGUUCCCCCUACCGUACGACUUCGAAAGUAUAAUGCACUACACUGUCGACAUGUACAGCCGCGAUCCCGGCCGGCUGCCAACCAUGGUGCCAAAAAGUCCCCUCACAACCACAGUCACGCUUGGCCAACGAAAUAAACUAAGCGAAUUCGAUGUUUUAUCAAUAAACUUUCUUUAUUGCGUGUAAA